AUGUCGGCUCGGUAUCCGGACGUGGUGCCCUGCAUCCGGUCCUGGCUUUCAGAGAACCACGAAAGAAUCAUGAGCUUUUGGAUCGGAGCUCAGUGGGAGAAAUGGGCCCGUUAUGAGCUCUUCAUGGCUCUCGAGAAGUCGUUCAGCAACGAUUGCGUCGUUAUGCACGGGGUCGACAUAUGGGAGAAAGAUGAAGGGGAGGUGGACAUCUUGGUGGAGCCGCAUGAUGAGAGCAUGAGUGCUAUCGCUAUCAAGCUGAGGUGUGAGAAAGUUAGCGAGAAUGAGGGCAGCUAUGAGAGGUUUCGGGAUCAGAUGGACUCUGAUAUGGAUAAGGUUAAAGGCCUGGGUGACGUGGAGAACUCUUUUGAGGGUGCAAAGCUACUACUCAUCGGCUUUAGCGGAGAGCCAUCAGCGGAGGAGAGUGAGUUUAGAACAGAACCACAACCAGAACAUUUUGUGGCAGGGGAGGUUCAUUGUUGGGCCAUGGUUCACAACCUUUCGACUGGCAUAUGA
Messenger RNA from Neoarthrinium moseri, 513 nucleotides. RefSeq lists its product as uncharacterized. The record is from RefSeq and is a predicted model, not a curated record. The transcript has a single exon. Lineage: Eukaryota; Fungi; Ascomycota; Sordariomycetes; Amphisphaeriales; Apiosporaceae. Bases 1 to 513 code for a protein of 170 amino acids.